AUGGCCCCACAAAAAUACUACACCGUGGGGGUUAGCAACAAGUUUGCUGCCUUUGGGGCAGACAGCGAUGCUUCAUCUGACAGCGAGAGCUGCAGCAGGGCAGUGCAGCAACAGCAGCAGCAGCAGCAGCAGCAGCAGCAGCAGCAGCCGCGCAAGAGAAGCCAGCAGCAGCAGCCGCAGCAGCAGCAGCUCCAGCAGCAGCAAGGCUCCCCACAGCGCGAGAGACAAGGCCGCCCCUUCAGAGGCCGCGGGGGCUUCCGCGGGGGCCGCCCGAGGCUCGAAGGAGCAGCAGCAGAAGAAGAGGGGGCCCCCGGCCUGGUGUCUCCGCAGGAGCGGGAGGGGCCCCUGCGGCGGCGGGGAGGGUACCGGGGCCGCGGCCGGGGGGCCCCCGGGGGGGCCCCCGGGGGGGCCCCCGGGGGGCCCCCCGGGGGCCCC
Eimeria necatrix is the source of this 435-nucleotide messenger RNA. RefSeq lists its product as hypothetical. NCBI's taxonomy places the organism in Eukaryota, Apicomplexa, Conoidasida, Eucoccidiorida, Eimeriidae. The record is from RefSeq and is a predicted model, not a curated record. The transcript has 2 exons. The annotation marks the transcript as partial.